AUGAGCCGAAAAAUAAGGCCGAGGAUCGGGAGAAGAUCGGGGAACAGAAAGGGGCGAAAAGUGUUGCCUACGAAAAUCGCGGCGUUGGUCGUCUCCGCUAUACAGGAUCUACGAGAGACGAAGGGGUCCACGCCUAGCAAAAUUAUCGGUUAUAUCAGUUACGUGUCUGAAAUGAACGAUGAUAAGGUUAAACGGCAAGUGAAGGCAGUUCUGAAAAGGGGAUUGGAAUAUGGGAUACUGAAAAAAUACAGAAGGCAGUAUUAUCUUCCCACUAGUAACGAGUUAAACCGUGCUAAUCGCAUCGCAUUGAGAUUCGCCAAAUUACCCUUGCCUUCCACGUAUCAGACGAAAUCGAGCCUCUACUCGUUGAAAAGCAAAAGGAGAAAUUCGAGGAAAUCCGGCGUGAAAUCUUCCCGAAAGGAGAAACAACUGGCGGAUUUUUCGUCCACCCUAAUCUCACCCACCGUCAGCUUGGCGAAUACAAUUUGCAACGUUGACGACUUGUGA
Apis laboriosa (Himalayan honeybee) is the source of this 507-nucleotide messenger RNA. RefSeq lists its product as uncharacterized. Gene Ontology annotation, cellular component: nucleosome. Lineage: Eukaryota; Metazoa; Arthropoda; Insecta; Hymenoptera; Apidae. The coding region runs from base 1 to 507 and encodes 168 amino acids. The record is from RefSeq and is a predicted model, not a curated record. Gene Ontology annotation, molecular function: DNA binding. The transcript has 2 exons. Gene Ontology annotation, biological process: nucleosome assembly.